UCUAGCUGCAAACAAAGUGUCACUCAUGGACCAAAAGCUUAUUCAAAAGAUGAAAGCGAUCUGUGAGGUGGCUUCAGAGUAUAAUUUGCCUCAAGUUAUCAUCAUGACAAAAGUGGAUGAAACCUGCCCUCUGGUUAAAGAUGACCUAAGAAAGGUCUACACCAGCAAGAAGAUCAAAGAAAAGAUGCAGGAGUGUAGUAAUCUGCUGGGUAUUCCACUGAGCAACAUCUUCCCUGUGAAGAACUACCACGAGGAGGUGGAUACGAACGAUGACAUGGAUGUUCUGAUCCUCAAGGCGCUCGAUCAGAUCGUGAAUCUCGCCAACGAUGCUCUGGAAAACCAAAACCCUAGUGAGAACUCUGAGUGAAGGCUUUUUUUUUGUUCUUUUCCACCCCUACACCAGUGCAGAGUAUUUAGGACAGUGAAAAAACAUGAAAUUGUGUCUAAAGUACAUUAUUAAAGUAAAGCUAA
Messenger RNA from Ictalurus furcatus (blue catfish), 471 nucleotides. RefSeq names its product interferon-induced protein 44-like. The record is from RefSeq and is a predicted model, not a curated record. The transcript is spliced from 3 exons. Lineage: Eukaryota; Metazoa; Chordata; Actinopteri; Siluriformes; Ictaluridae. The coding region runs from base 26 to 367 and encodes 113 amino acids.